Messenger RNA from Salvelinus fontinalis (brook trout), 1007 nucleotides. RefSeq names its product homologous-pairing protein 2 homolog. The transcript has 8 exons. Gene Ontology annotation, biological process: homologous chromosome pairing at meiosis; meiotic joint molecule formation; meiotic strand invasion involved in reciprocal meiotic recombination. Gene Ontology annotation, cellular component: DNA recombinase auxiliary factor complex; condensed nuclear chromosome. NCBI's taxonomy places the organism in Eukaryota, Metazoa, Chordata, Actinopteri, Salmoniformes, Salmonidae. Gene Ontology annotation, molecular function: double-stranded DNA binding; recombinase activator activity. Bases 333 to 974 code for a protein of 213 amino acids. The record is from RefSeq and is a predicted model, not a curated record.
CAUCCUUUUGGUCCACCAGCCAGUGUUGCUGGUAGAUAAAAAAAACAACGUUUUUCACUUGGGACUCUUUUUUUUUACCGACAUUUUUGGUUGGUUGUUGGCGCUUAUUUCAUGCACUGCUCGAGAGUCCAUACAUACUCAAGUUGUCCCAGGCCGUCUUGCACAGAGGUGGAUGGUGAUGAAAACAAGCUUUUGUUUUGAUAUGACGUAUGUAAAGCCUGGACACCCACAAUGCAUCACGGCGCGCGAAACUCAAGAUAGGUAAAUAAUUAUUGCACCGCUAGCUAGCAUUAGUUAGUUAGCGAUAGCUUAUAGCUCACGGAAUAAAGAAAAUGAGCAAAAAAGACAACGGAGGUUUAACAGUCAUAUUUGCUUACCUGAACGAGAAGAACCGUCCUUACAGUGCCCAAGAUGUCUUUAACAAUUUACAGAAGCAGCACGGCCUGGGAAAGACGGCUGUGGUUAAAGCCAUGGAACAGUUGGCACUGGAAGGGAAGAUCAAAGAGAAAACCUAUGGGAAGCAAAAGAUCUACUUUGCUGAUCAGGCCCAGUUUGCAGAGGUGAGUGAGGCAGAUCUGAAGGCCAUCGACAGUCGCAUCUCUGACCUCAGCACACAGGUGCAGGCUAUCUCUCAGGGCUGCAGACAGCUGGACGCAGAGCUGAAGGAGCUCAACAGCUCCCUGACCACAGAGGAAAUGAUGUCAGAGAUCCAGGAGCUGGAAGAAGGGUGUUCUGGUUACAGGGAGCGCCUGGAGAAGAUCAAGUCAGCGACCAAUCAUGUCACACCAGAGCAGAAGGAGAUGGUUUACAAGGAGAGACAUCUCUACGUGAAAGAGUGGAAGAAGAGGAAGAGACUGGCAUCUGACAUGAUGGGUUCUAUUUUGGAGGGAUACCCCAAGACCAAGAAGCAAUUUCUGGAAGAAGUUGGUGUGGAGACUGAUGAGGACUGUAAAGUGACUUUGCCAAGUACCUGACAGAAUGUUAGAGGAUCUUUGUUUACUUUUGAC